Sebastes umbrosus (honeycomb rockfish) is the source of this 1922-nucleotide messenger RNA. RefSeq names its product dual specificity phosphatase 29 (gene dusp29). Gene Ontology annotation, molecular function: protein tyrosine/serine/threonine phosphatase activity; MAP kinase phosphatase activity. NCBI's taxonomy places the organism in Eukaryota, Metazoa, Chordata, Actinopteri, Perciformes, Sebastidae. Gene Ontology annotation, biological process: protein dephosphorylation; negative regulation of MAPK cascade. Gene Ontology annotation, cellular component: cytoplasm. The record is from RefSeq and is a predicted model, not a curated record. The coding region runs from base 201 to 821 and encodes 206 amino acids. The transcript is spliced from 4 exons.
UUUGAUUCCCGUCACAGAGCGGUUAUACAAUCUGUGCCCUCACUUGAGCCUGCCAGAAUUAAACCCCACCAUGUUCUGCCUUUAAGAACGGCUUCACAACAAGCUGCCAGAAUGAUCAAAACAAAAUUUACAAGCAGGAAAACGAAGGACUUCAAUCUCUCGCUAAUAAAUCAUGUGUGAAAGGAAGCCACAGCGAGAAAAUGGCUUCUCACAAGUCAAAGACUGGAACCAAGAUAAAUGUUACAAAGGCUGCGGAGGAAUCCAGUCCAGUGGAUGAAUAUGUCACACCUGGGGGCUAUGAGCUGGAGAAAAUCUUAAACCGUGGGAGUGUGGCUUACACUCAUGUCAACGAGGUCUGGCCUCAUGUCUACAUCGGGGACGAGGAGACUGCAAAGGACAAGCACAAUCUGAAGAGGUUGGGGAUUACGCACAUCUUGAACGCAGCAGAGGGGACGUGGAACAAUGUGGACACUGGAGCUGGUUACUAUAGUGAUAUGGCCGUCGUCUAUUACGGCGUGGUAGCAGAAGACGUCACAACCUUUGACAUCAGCCAGUAUUUCCACUCUGCUGCCCGGUUUAUAGAAGAAACACUGAGCAAUCCUCAGAAUAAACUGCUGGUGCACUGUGUGAUGGGAAGGAGUCGGUCUGCCACACUCUUCCUCGCCUACCUCAUGAUCUGUGAGAAGAUGACGGUGGUCGACGCCAUCGAGCACGUGAAGAGAUGCAGGAGGAUCAUCCCCAACUGGGGCUUCAUGAAACAGCUGAGAGAGCUGGACAUGCAGCUCCAUGAGCCAAUAGAAGAGAGGACAAAGCAGAGCUGACUGGAGCACUCGUGGGGCAAGUCGAGCCUCAGGUUCGAGCCUCAAGUUACUGGACACGAGUUGAAGUGGGGUUUCAAGUAAUUUGAGACAAGUCCAUGUCAAGUUUCAAGUCAUUGGGGACGAAUAAAAGUCCAAGUUCCAGCGAAAGUAAUUCAGGACAAGUUGUGUUCUCAAGUAUAUCAGAGCAAAUCUCAGGCCAAGUCUCAAAUCAUUCAAGAGAAGUCUGAGUCAAGUUUCAAGUCAUUGGGGACAAAUUAAAGUCUCUAGUCAUUCAAGUCCAAGUCACGUCAAAAGUCAUUCAGGACAAGUCAAAGUCUUAAGAAUUUCAGAGCAAAUCUCAGACCAAGUCUCAAGAAAUUUAAGACAAAUCAAAGUCAAUUCACAAGUUUCGAGACGAGUUCAAGUCAAAAGUCAUUCAGGACAAGUCCAAUUUAGGUCUCAAGUAAUUUGACAUAAGUCCAAGUAGAGUCUCAAGUAAUUUGUGAAAAGUCAAGUUGCAAGUCAUCGAAGACAGGUCCAAGUCAACUUUAAGUGAUGUGAGACAAAUCCAGGUUAAGUAUCAAGUCGACCAGUGUAAAUCUCAUCAUGUCUCGAGUCAUGUCACAAGUGUAAAUAAGCAAAUUGCAAGUCAAGAUGCAAGAUUUCAGGUCUCUGAAUGCUGUCCGUGAAAAUGACACAGCAUGUGAAAAUUUUCCCUUUAAAGUUGUGUUAACUAUAUUGUUUACAUAUGAAUGACGAUUUUUUUUUAAUGUAGAGGUCUGAUAAUUAAAUAUUUGAUGUGUAAGGACAUGCAAGACCUGCUUGUUGUUGUCCCAUUAGUUGUUGUUUUUUCACUUUUCUGGGAUUUUACCAAGAAAAAACAUGAGACGUGAAUGUUUUUGCUUUGUCAAGUUGGGGUUUUAGAGGGUGAAACAAGAAGUAAAUCAAGUCUCAGAGCAGUCGAGUCCAAGUCAAGUUUCCUUUUUGACUUCUUUUUAUUUUAAAAUACUUUUUCUGCAGAGAAAACAGCUGCCUGGAUUUACCACAAAUUCAAUCAUUGCAUUCUCAUUCUGUGACACGCCUCAGGCUAGUAAAUAUGUCAAAUUAAAGGAGAACAAUCAA